Messenger RNA from Scleropages formosus (Asian bonytongue), 1327 nucleotides. Its product is annotated as dual specificity phosphatase DUPD1-like. The transcript is spliced from 4 exons. The record is from RefSeq and is a predicted model, not a curated record. Bases 193 to 831 code for a protein of 212 amino acids. Gene Ontology annotation, biological process: negative regulation of MAPK cascade; protein dephosphorylation. Gene Ontology annotation, molecular function: protein tyrosine/serine/threonine phosphatase activity; MAP kinase phosphatase activity. Gene Ontology annotation, cellular component: cytoplasm. NCBI's taxonomy places the organism in Eukaryota, Metazoa, Chordata, Actinopteri, Osteoglossiformes, Osteoglossidae.
AAGGCCCUGCGGGCAGUCAGAGGUAAAUGUUUCUUCAUUGCUCUCAGUUCAAUCCACAAGCAUGGAGAAGAUGGAACAUUAAAAGAAGCAUUUGAAUACUGCAGGACACAGAGGUGUUGAUUCACGUCCAAGGUGUACUGAUUUAGAACGACAGACCUGCAGGGCUGACCAGUAAAAGAGCAAAUCCUGAGCAUGACAUCCUGCAUCGCCAAGGCCCCCAGAAGGGCCAAUGCUUAUGCAGCAGUGCAAGCGCACCCAGGCAGCAGCUAUGUCACUCCCGGUGCCUUUGAGCUGGAGAAGCUGUUCUGGAGCGGCACAGGAGCAGCUUACACACACGUCAACGAAGUCUGGCCCAACGUCUUCAUUGGAGAUGAGAAGACAGCCCUGGAGUGCCACCACCUGGAGAGGAUAGGUGUGACGCAUAUCCUGAAUGCUGCAGAGGGCAAGUGGAACAAUGUGGCCACUGGCCCCAACUACUACAGUGACAUGAACAUCGAGUAUUACGGGGUGGAGGCCGAGGACAUCCCUACAUUCGACCUCAGCCAAUUUUUCUACCCUGCUGCUGAGUUUAUUGAUCAUGCUCUCAGUAAACCAGAGAACAAGCUGCUGGUGCAUUGCGUCAUGGGCAGGAGCCGGUCAGCAACGCUCUUCCUGGCCUACCUGAUGAUCCACAAGGGGCUAACCGUAGUGGAGGCCAUCGAGCACGUGAAAGAACGUCGCUGCAUCCUGCCCAACCGUGGCUUCCUCAAGCAGCUUCGCCUACUGGACAUCCAGCUGCAGCAGCAGAGGCAUAGUUCGCAGGACAGGGGAAGUGAUGCUGCAUCAACAUGAGUCUAGGACGCAAACCCAGGAGAAAACCUGUAAUGAAAUGCUUUCAUACCAUGUCUUAAGAUGUCAGCAGGAGAAAGUAAUGCCCUCGUCCUCAGUGGGAUACCGAUCUUGAAGAAAAAACAUGUCUUCAUAAAAGUUGAAAUAUAAAUCUUUGUAUAUUUCAAAAAUGUGCAUUAUAUUUCUGAUCGUUUCAUCUUCAUGAGGAUUUACAAUGAAUUUGUAAUUGUGCAAAAGAUAUUUAUGAAAUCUCAUCUUCAUGGGAUUCAGCUUCCUUUUCAAAUAUUAGUCACCUUAAAUGAAUGUAACCAAGUGCUCAAAUGGUCUUGUUUUAAGGUUGGAACUCACUCAGUCAUUUAACUGGCAUGUUGGAGCUGAAACCAACAGAGAAAUAUUCUUUAUAUUGCUCCCCCCCCCCCCAGAUUUGUGCACUCAUUUUCAAAGUGUAAUAAAUUGUACUUUGUGGAAAGCUUAUUUUUCAGUGGAACUUUUUUUUUUU